Messenger RNA from Nothoprocta perdicaria, 3391 nucleotides. Its product is annotated as neuropeptide Y receptor type 4-like. Lineage: Eukaryota; Metazoa; Chordata; Aves; Tinamiformes; Tinamidae. Bases 177 to 1307 code for a protein of 376 amino acids. Gene Ontology annotation, biological process: G protein-coupled receptor signaling pathway. The transcript has 2 exons. Gene Ontology annotation, molecular function: neuropeptide binding; pancreatic polypeptide receptor activity. The record is from RefSeq and is a predicted model, not a curated record. Gene Ontology annotation, cellular component: plasma membrane; neuron projection.
ACUACUGACUCCUGAGCACGUCCAGAAGAGUCUGUCAUCCCGGUGAAGGCUCAGCCUCUCAGCUUUAACAAAAUCCUUUGCAGCUGAAGAGAACAGAUUAAGCACCUUUAAGGCUGCCUUCAGAAGACUGCAGUUCUAUUUCCUUAUCACCUUUUUGGAUAAUCUUGGGGCCCAGGAUGAAUAAAACAAGAGUCGUCAAUGACGGUUUUCCUUUCGUGCACAGCAAGAACUGGAGCUCAAACCGGAGCUUCCCCACACACCUUUCAAACCAGUGCAGGAACAUCACUGACCUUACUGCCUUUCUGGCCACGUCUUACAGUUUGGAGACAGUCCUAGGCAUCGUGGGAAACAUUUGUCUGAUUGCUGUCAUAGCCAGGCAGAAGGAAAAGGCCAACGUCACCAACAUCCUAAUUUCCAACUUAAUAAUUUCAGACUUGUUUAUGAGUCUUGUCUGCCUGCCUUUCACCAUUGUUUACACGAUGAUGGACUACUGGAUAUUUGGGGAGGUCAUGUGCAAAAUGACCUCUUUCACUCAGUGUACAUCUGUGACAGUGUCGAUUCUUUCUCUUGUCCUUAUUGCUCUGGAAAGACAUCAGCUCAUCAUAAAGCCAACUGGCUGGAGGCCAAGCGUCUCCCAAGCCUAUCUAGGAAUUGGAGUCAUCUGGAUUUUAGCGUGCCUCAUGUCCCUGCCCUUUCUGACCACAUCCAUCUUGUCUAAUGAUUUGUAUGGGCAGCUCUCAUACAUCAUGAAUUUUUCCACUGACAAGGUCAUAUGCAUCGACUCAUGGCCUUCCGAGCAGCACAGACUUAUCUACACCACCACUUUGCUGCUCUUGCAAUACUGCAUCCCCCUCUUGUUCAUCAUGGUUUGCUAUCUGCGUAUCUACUUACGUCUGCAGAAGAGAAAGGACAUGUUUGAGAAAAGCGAAUAUAGCAACCGAGCCGCUCAGCUGAGAAGGAUAAACAUUUUGUUAGCAUCCAUGGUCGCUGCUUUUGCUGUGUGCUGGUUACCACUGCAUGUUUUCAACACCAUUGAGGACUGGAAUUACAGAAUCAUUUCACCUUGCCACCACAAUCUGAUCUUCUCAUUGUGUCACCUGUUAGCCAUGGCUUCCGCCUGUGUCAACCCUGUUAUCUAUGGUUUCCUAAAUAGCAAUUUCAAAAAAGAAGUGAAGUCACUGAUUCUGAGCUGCCAGCAUAAUUCGGUAACUGCAUCCAUGGAGGAAUAUGACCAUUUACCUUUAUCCACCAUGCAGACUGAAGUCUCCAAGGGCUCACUGUUGAAUGGCAGGCACAAUUCUAUCUAGCAAAAAGCAAACAUUUACAGAAAGAUGUAUGGAGCACACUGCAAACCAACUACUACCUGUUGGUAUAAAAAGCAACUGAUGAUGCUAUAACCAGGAUAUGAACAGGAGCCCAUUACUGCCUGAUUUUUGGAAGAAAGCACAAAGAAAGUUUGUAAGCAUGUAUGGUAGCUCCUACGGUGCACAAGUUGUUCAUGUCACUGAGAUGGUAAAGACAGGUAGAGAAGACUGGGCUGCUCUAACCACUGCAUAACUAUUGUGCGGAUGCACACAAACUGACACUAAGUUCACCAGCCAAGCUCACAUCUCUGUCACGACCGAGGCAGAAACCAAGACYGGCAGUACCAGUGCUGCAGCCUGCACAGAGCGCCGCCCAGCUACCCMGAUUCUCAUUCACUUUUCAGUAUUAGUAAGUUCUGAGCCACUGUUGACAGAGCAGUGGAAAUACAGACUUGUAAAUACAGAAGAUUUUGUGCUUUGCUGAUUCUCACAGCUUACUAGGUAACACUAAUCUUUCAGCAGAUCUGGUUCAUAUCAAACUAUUGGAUGCCUGUUCACAAUGUCUCUGUAGAGACACAAAACUACAAUCCUGUUACUUAAAGACAACAGUUACUUAUUGAGGAAUGGUGGCAGAUGAAAAUAAACAGGAUAUCCAGAUUCCUUCUGUUGUCAGUUAAAGCUCCUCAYGCUAAAAAUGCAUGCCAUGAUAAUAUGAGAUGGCUGGAUUACUGGAGAUUUCCAAAACCUUAGUAGCAAGGUGCUACUGCUACUUCAGAGAAAUGCUUUUCAGCUCUUUGGUACUCUAAAUGCAGAGUAUCCCAUUUAGAAGAUGGAAACAGGCACAAUAAAAACAGCUCCAACAACUCUAGCUUUCUGGAGUGGUCCCACUCCCAAAGACAUAAAUCUGCAUGGAGUCUUUCAGUUUCCUAUUAUAAUACAACCACAUGUCAGAUAUUAGACCCAAGAGGUGCUGAAAAGCUGAGUAAUCAGUUAAAGGUCAACAAAAACACACAAGCAGAAUCCAGAUCAAGUUGAGACACAUAUCUGAAAGCCACGCUAGAGCAUUAUCAGUCACACUACUGAAGUGUGGAUUUUUUAUUAAAAAAAACAUGAGAGCAACUGAGACAUUGAGUGACUGCUAAGAAACCACGAAGUACAUAUGCUCAAGAAGCUCAUGCUGAGGAAGUGAUUAAAAAAAAAACACAGCAAGUGUAAAAAUAAACAAACAUUGUGAAUCUUAAUUCACUUCGCAGUAGGUCACUGCUAAAGAUUUGUGGAUUGUCUUCUGUCCUGAACUGUUAAGCUAAUCCUAGCACAAGACUGAGCUCCUGAGUUCUAACCUGAAUGAUAUUAUCAUAAACUGUCUUUUCUCAUCAUAGUCAUUAGGUUUACAUGGAAUUGAAGCUAUUCAAUGUGCAGCUUUGUAUCAAGCCAGAAAUCCUUUAGGCUGGAAACUCUGAUUAUAUGGACUAGUAAAUAACAAUGUGAAGGAAAAAUCCUUUCCAUGUUACAAUUUGACAGGUCAUACGGAUGUUGGACAAAGUAUUGAAAAAUGAAGGUAAGAGCAAAAUCUCAUACUACAGACCAGCAAGAGCCAUCAGCAAGAAGGGGAUCAUAUCCUCAGCUGACAGAGGUGGAGUGAAUCCUUUCCCAGCAGCUGAGAACACAAAAAUAGGCAGCAGAAUUCAGGCUGGGUCAUUAAAUUCUCAAGUUCAGAGUAUUAAUGCAAAAGCUGAGCUGACAACGUUCUGAUUCUGUGCAGAACGAGUUUAUCUCAGCGAGAGAGUUCAUGUGCAAAUGCCAUUUGCAUCUUCCCCAAACUAUCUGGCAAGAUAUUUAUGCUUCUUUCGAAUGGACUUCUGCUUUGCUUUUCUUGUGCCAGUUAUGAUGAGGAGUUGUUUAUCUUGAUUCAUUUGUAUAUAAUGUCAUUUCUAGUCUGGACACUGAGCCCAUUAGAAACACAGAAAAAGAGGACUAUUUUUUUUCUCAUCUACAGUUCCAGUUUAAAAUUUACUGUUGUAACGGAAAACAUGUGGUGCUGAUUAGUACAAAACACAUUACGUUGUAUUUGCAUGCUUCAACACUCC